AUGUUAAUCCACUGUUACUGUGCUUUAUCUGACCAAAUCUCAGUUCAAAUUUUGGAGUCUUUGGUCCAAAAACGACAAGACGUCGUCCGAUGCUCUGCCACUGUGCUCCGUCUAGCUAAUGACCUUGCAACUUCGCCGGAUGAAUUGGCGAGAGGAGACGCUCUCAAAUCGGUCCAGUGUUACAUGCAUGAGACCGGAGUUUCGGAGGAAGAGGCACGCGCACAUGUGCAGCAGAUGAUAAGUCUCACUUGGGACGAGAUGAACUAUGAAGCACGAACGGCGGCACGCAGUUCUUCCUUACUUUCUCGACGUUUUGUGGAAACUGCAAUGAACUUGGCACGCAUGUCGCAAUGCAUGUAUCAACAUGGCGAUGGUCAUGGCUGUCCUGACAAAGCCAAGAUCGUUGAUCGUGUCCAAACCUUGCUCGUUGAUCCAAUCCCAUUAGGCCAUUAG
This is a messenger RNA of Arabidopsis lyrata subsp. lyrata, 453 nucleotides long. Its product is annotated as beta-myrcene/(E)-beta-ocimene synthase 2, chloroplastic. Lineage: Eukaryota; Viridiplantae; Streptophyta; Magnoliopsida; Brassicales; Brassicaceae. The record is from RefSeq and is a predicted model, not a curated record. Bases 1 to 453 code for a protein of 150 amino acids. The transcript has 2 exons. Gene Ontology annotation, molecular function: terpene synthase activity; magnesium ion binding.